AUCAAAAAAUAUACUUAACUUUGAUUUAAAAAAAAAAAAAAAUCCAGAAAACAACACUUAAUAUCUUAAUAUUUAAGAAUGUUUAUAUUAGUAGGUAAAAUAAAUUGUGUGCAUUUUUUCACCUGUUGAAAUGAGGAAUGUUCUCUUUCCUGGUUAACAAGCUAUAUAUAAUAUAGGCCACUAUAUACAGAUGAAUGUAUUUACAAAAGAAGAAGAAACGAGCUCGUCUCUGAGGAGAGCGAAUGAAGCACAGUGAGUGAUCGCAGCUGAAACUGAGGAGAGAGAAUCAUGUGGAUUCAGAGGAUCUGCUCUCACUCCAGAUACAGCUGUGCAGGAGAGAUGAUGAAGACAGGAAAAUCCCAAACUGUUUCAUUCAUCCAGCAUGUGCUGAGAGCUGAUUCUUCCUUCACCCUGGACACAACUGGAGUAAUGAAGACAGAAUGAUGUGCUUUAAUGUGUUUGAACGAAACUCUCCGGGCUUCAGAGGAACUGAAUGGCAGUAACAGGCGCUCAAAUUCAAUGAAUCAUAAGAGGAUUUGAUGCGAUGAAAAUGAACUUUGGGACAGUUGUCAUCAGUGCGGGUCUGUGCGGGCUGCUCAGCUUCAUCCUGCUCGCCGUGUCCAUCGCCACUGAUUACUGGUACAUUAUAGAUGUGGAUGAAGGGAAGAACUCCAGCCUGGAAUACAGCAGCUCCCACUCCGGACUCUGGAGGAUUUAUGAAGAAGGAGAGAACAGCAGUUAUCAUGACAUCUCGUUCUACACGGACACCUCCGACCACACGGAGCAGGAGAAGCACCUUUUGAACUUGCACAGGGUCAUAGUGGUCCUGCUGCCACUCAGUCUGGUGCUGCUGGUGUUUGGGGGCAUCUUCGGUCUGGUGGCGUCUUUGGCUCAGAGCUGCUCUCUCCUCACCUGCAUCGCUGCUUACUUCCUCAUCUGCAGUCUGCUGACGGUGUCUGGUGUGAGCAUCUAUAUCAGUUACUCUCAGCAGGCUUUGGAAGAGCUGCAGCUCACGGUGGAUGUGGAGUCACUGGCUCACGUCCACAUGUCCUUCGGAUGGUCUCUGGUCAUGGCCUGUCUGUCCUUCUGCCUGGAGCUGCUCACGGGGAUCCUGCUCAUGCUAGCGGCCCGUCUCAUCCAGCGACAGUGCCACCACGAGCCUGCUGCUGUGUUCUCCAUGAGCCAGAGUUCACCACAGAUGCUGAGACUGCAGUGAUGAUGAUGUUGUCUCCAUUCACAUGAUUUUCAUCCACAGUUUGAUCAGGAAAUGAGUUUGUGCUGCAUGUCAAAGUUGAAAUGGAGAGUGCCGGGUGGCAAAUGAGACAGCUGCAUCAAUUAUUGAAGGAGAGGCUCACUCGAGGACUGCAAAAUUUGUCUGCGUCGCUCGACUGUUUCUGUGCGAUCACGUUUUCCUCAAGACUUCCAGAAACACGAUUUCCUCUGCUCACCAAUGUCAUGUGUCAAGAGCUCAUGGUAUAUACAUGAUGAAUCAAGCCAUUGCAGCUUUUACAUGUAGUAUCUCUAGACGCACAUUUUUUACAGUCAAACAACAAAAUACCUGAUAUUUCAUAGUGGUGUAUCUGUCAAAUAAGCAAUGAACAAUUUUUGGUAAAAGUAUGUGUGUAUAUAUAAAAGUUCAGGGUCAGAAAGAUGACACGACUCUUUCAAAAACAUUAAAAAAAUCUUUCCGACCCCAAACCUUUAUAGGAGACCAGGAGGGGACAUGUUCAGUUCACUUAUGCCAAGUUCAGACUGCACGAUUUUCAAAGUAGUCGGGUCACUGUUCUUUUCACACUGCAUGACUAUCUUGGCCAGCAUUCAGUCGCUGCUGUGUUCAA
Messenger RNA from Megalobrama amblycephala (Wuchang bream), 1838 nucleotides. RefSeq names its product transmembrane protein 235. Bases 545 to 1216 code for a protein of 223 amino acids. Gene Ontology annotation, cellular component: apical plasma membrane. The transcript has 4 exons. The record is from RefSeq and is a predicted model, not a curated record. NCBI's taxonomy places the organism in Eukaryota, Metazoa, Chordata, Actinopteri, Cypriniformes, Xenocyprididae.